Messenger RNA from Menidia menidia (Atlantic silverside), 2013 nucleotides. The record is from the annotation of a GenBank genome assembly. Lineage: Eukaryota; Metazoa; Chordata; Actinopteri; Atheriniformes; Atherinopsidae.
AAAAACAUCAACAAUCCUUCCAGGUUUAGGCUAGGAAGGGCUGUCGGGCUAGCGCAGCAGCGGGGUUGCUUAGGACAAGCUUUAAUUCCCAAUUGGUUUGUUUUGGCUAUUACUUAUAUAGAAAAGGGUUUGUAUUAUUUUAACCAUGUCAUUGUUUGGCAAGAUAUUUGGAGGGGGAGGAAAGGGUGGGAAAGGACCGAGUCCACAGGAGGCGAUCCAGAAACUCCGAGAGACGGAGGAGAUGCUAACGAAAAAACAGGAAUUUUUAGAGAAAAAAAUCGAACAGGAGCUGCAAAUCGCGAAGAAAAACGGCACGAAAAACAAAAGAGCGGCGUUGCAGGCUUUGAAAAGAAAGAAGAGGUACGAGAAGCAACUGGCCCAGAUUGAUGGCACGCUGUCAACCAUCGAGUUCCAGAGGGAGGCUCUGGAGAACGCCAAUACCAACACGGAAGUGCUCAAGAACAUGGGCUUCGCUGCCAAAGCCAUGAAGUCUGCCCAUGAAAACAUGGACAUCGACAAGGUGGACGACCUGAUGCAGGACAUUACAGAGCAGCAGGAGCUGGCUCAGGAAAUCUCUGAUGCUAUCUCUAAACCUGUUGGCUUUGGAGAGGAGUUUGACGAGGAUGAGCUGCUGGCGGAGCUGGAUGAGCUGGAACAGGAAGAGCUGGACAAAAACCUGCUGGAGAUCGGGGGGCCAGAGACUGUCCCCCUGCCCAACGUGCCUUCUACUUCAUUACCUUCCAGACCUGCCAAUAAAGAGGAGGACGAGGACGACAUGGAUGACCUGCAGCGCUGGGCGGAAGCCAUGUAAAAGCAGCAUCUGCCCCAUCAUACCUGCAUCAGAGAGGGAAGAAGAAGUAGAAACUAGGGGGACGAAUGGACUUCUGGGAUGUUGAGUGUUUUUGUGUGUCUGAGGAGAGUUGACUGUCUACUUUGUGUAACACUAAGAAUAAGCGUCAAUGCUGUAGUCUUUCAUUACUUGUCCCUUACACAAAUCUGCUGACCCGUGGGUGCUCUGCGCACACGAGCCAGUCGGGGUCUUUUAUAUUGAAGCUCUGUCAUUGUACCUUUGCGAAGUCACUUAAUUAUUUUUACCCCCAGUUUCAAUAUAGUGCUAGCACUUCCAGGUCGUUGUACCAGGCAGGAACAUUUCAGUGGCAGCAGAGUUUAUGUCUGAACUCUCCAGCAAUUUCCAGAUGUUGUUGGCAUCGCUAGAUUUGGGGGAAUUUUCAUGGAAGCUAAAUCCUUAAACUUGUAUUUCCAGCCUUUGUAUUUGUGCCGUUUGAGUUGCUGAUUUGUUUUUUUUUCUUUUCCUGAAAAAUAACAACCCAAUAUUUUGGCAAUUGAAGCAUGCACGAGGUGAAUAAUCUACAGAGCUGGCAGAGUCCUAACGUCUUAUUUUCCAGCUGUGUGCUUUGCCCUUCCCUCUCCCUUAGCUUGACCUUUUCCCUGCUUUCAUCAUUUCAGUGACUUUCCCUCAAAAAGUGCCCUCACCAGUGGUUCUUUUUUGUUAUUUUGUGUAAAUAUCCAAAUUGUGUGCUUUUUUUUCUCACAAACUGUACCUCUGCUGUCGGCGAGAGGUUCAGUUUUAGGUUGUGUGAAGCAUGCAACAAUGGGAAGCCACAAUACAGAUAAAAGUGCACGGUUAGAAAGAGAGAUAUCCAACCUGACACUUUCAUCCUGCCCUGUCUGUUUUGAUCCUUCUCAUAACGGUUUUGUUUCAAAUUGUAUAUUGUUAAAAAAAAAUAGUAAUAAUAAACUAUUGUCACGACUUAUUAACUGCAUCAAGAUGGAGAUGGUGGUUUAUGAGAAAUAGAUUACAGUCAAUCUACAACAUCAGCAUUUCGGAGUUUAAAGAGUUCAUUCUUUUAGUUUAUUAAAGUCAUGAUGUAUGUUUUUUACAUAGAGAAAGGACUUAACACCCGGACAGGUGGACAAGCAUGUUUGCAUUUCUAUGUUUUAUUUAUCCUGAUGAGAUAUUAUUUGCAAAAUCAUUAAAAGGGUUUUCAAUUC